GAGACCCUUUGAAGUCCCUUUCUCUCUUCUUCUGAUCUCCAAUAGCCAAAAGCUAAGAAAAAGAAGAGAGAUCUAAAGUAAAGGAAAGGUAAGUUUGGACAAAGAACAACAAUGGCUCUCGCAAGCAGCCCUGCUACGUCCACCAAAUCCUUUCUACAAACAGAAUCUCUCUUCUCUCCUUCGAAGCCCCACCAACCAUCCUUCCCUCUCUUACCCACCAAACCCAAAUCAUCCAGAUCUUUGAAAUCCAUCUCCGCCGUCCAUGCUGCUGAGCCUGCCAAGAACCCUGUUGUUGCCGACAAGUCAUCUUCCAAGAAUGCCACCACGGUGAUCCCCAAGACCACCACCCCUGGUAAAUGGAGCGUCGAUAGCUGGAAAUCCAAGCCUGCAAUCCAACUCCCUGAGUACCCUGACAAGCAGGAGCUCGAAUCGGUGCUUCAUACCAUCGAAUCCUUCCCUCCCAUCGUCUUCGCCGGAGAAGCCAGAAAUUUGGAAGAGCGUCUCGGAGAGGCCGCCAUGGGAAGGGCUUUUCUUCUCCAGGGAGGGGAUUGUGCCGAGAGUUUCAAGGAGUUCAACGCCAACAACAUUCGUGACACUUUCCGUAUCCUUCUUCAGAUGGGCGUCGUUCUCAUGUUCGGAGGCCAAAUGCCAGUCAUCAAGGUCGGAAGAAUGGCUGGUCAAUUCGCGAAGCCCAGAUCGGAUCCAUUCGAGGAGAAGAACGGAGUGAAGCUACCGAGCUACAGAGGUGAUAACGUGAACGGUGAUGCAUUCGAUGAGAAAUCGAGAACCCCUGACCCGCAGAGGCUGAUCAGGGCUUACUGCCAAUCCGCAGCCACUCUGAACCUCCUCAGGGCCUUCGCCACCGGAGGUUAUGCCGCCAUGCAGAGAGUCACCCAGUGGAAUCUCGAUUUCACGGAGCACAGCGAACAGGGGGACAGGUACCGGGAACUGGCUCAUCGUGUUGAUGAGGCCUUGGGAUUCAUGACUGCUGCUGGGCUCACUGCAGACCACCCAAUCAUGACGACGACCGAGUUCUGGACAUCCCACGAGUGUUUGCUCCUGCCCUAUGAGCAAUCACUUACAAGGGAGGACUCAACCUCUGGCCUCUUCUAUGAUUGCUCUGCUCAUAUGAUCUGGGUCGGUGAACGCACCAGGCAACUGGAUGGUUCCCAUGUCGAAUUUUUGAGAGGAGUUGCUAAUCCACUUGGCAUCAAGGUGAGCGAUAAAAUGAAUCCAAAUGAGCUAGUUAAGCUCAUUGAAAUUCUGAACCCUCAGAACAAGCCUGGGAGAAUUACUAUCAUCACUAGGAUGGGAGCCGAGAACAUGAGAGUGAAGCUUCCUCAUCUGAUCAGAGCAGUUCGCAGGGCAGGGCAAAUCGUUACCUGGGUCAGUGACCCAAUGCACGGCAACACCAUUAAAGCUCCUUGUGGCCUCAAAACUCGUCCCUUCGAUGCCAUAAGGGCGGAGGUACGUGCAUUCUUUGAUGUCCAUGAGCAAGAAGGUAGCCAUCCAGGAGGUGUUCAUCUGGAGAUGACUGGACAGAAUGUGACGGAGUGCAUUGGAGGAUCACGGACUGUAACCUUUGAUGAUCUUAGCUCUCGCUACCACACCCACUGUGACCCAAGACUCAAUGCAUCUCAAUCUCUCGAGCUUGCCUUCAUCAUCGCUGAACGUCUUAGAAAGAGGAGGAUCGGAUCAGAACCCUCUCUGGGUUCGUUAAGCAUGUAGAAGAAUUCUAAGGGUCUUUGUGUUUCUUGUUUUCUUAACUGGUAGCCCUUUCAUUUAUGCAGGGUUUCCGAGCUUAAUUUUAUGUACUACUAUGUAUGUAUACUGGAACAAGUGAUGAUUUGGAAGUGGAGAGGAAUAAAUUAAAGUGUAUUAUGCAUU
This is a messenger RNA of Telopea speciosissima, 1887 nucleotides long. RefSeq names its product phospho-2-dehydro-3-deoxyheptonate aldolase 1, chloroplastic-like. Lineage: Eukaryota; Viridiplantae; Streptophyta; Magnoliopsida; Proteales; Proteaceae. The transcript has 6 exons. Gene Ontology annotation, biological process: aromatic amino acid biosynthetic process. Gene Ontology annotation, molecular function: 3-deoxy-7-phosphoheptulonate synthase activity. The record is from RefSeq and is a predicted model, not a curated record. The coding region runs from base 112 to 1728 and encodes 538 amino acids.